UUUUUUUCAAUAUUAUGAUUUUAAUCAAUAUGACUAUCGUGUAUUUGUAAUUUAGGCAACAAAAGCAAAUUUAAUGAAUAACAGAGAGUAAAGCACGCCUGGAAGGCCCCUUUGGAGUGAAUCCAACAGAAAUUGUACUAGGGACGACACACGAUUACGGUAUAUCAUUUAUUCAUUGCCUUAUCGUAAAUGACCAGCCCAGCAUGGUUCUGCCAGAUAAAACGUCGAUAGGGGCGGAAAUCGUUGAAAAUGUGGCAAGUGCGGGCAGUGAAAAAAUUUAUAGUCGCGAUUUUUUUUUCUGUUGCUGCGUUAUUCAACAACCAAGGGUUGAUCGAGCUACAGGAACGAGCAAUAACCAUGGACGAUUUCAACUCAAUCUCUGAGAGCUGUUUCUUGGUGUUACCAAAUUCGGGAUCGUCCUCGAUCAAAGCAUCUUCGAAACGGAAGCGACCAAUUUCGAAAAAUAUUCGAAUCACCCGACGCGCUACCGACUCCAAUGCCAUCGAACAUAAUGGCUUUCAGCAGUUAUUUGAUCGAGAAGAAUCGGUGGACGGCAUGUUAACCCGCAAACGCGCUUUUGAAUCCACAUGGCAGCAAACAAGCACGCUCAUCGAUGUACGAUCUUCUUUCCUUAAAAGUCACGCUAUAUUUGACUUAUGCCUGCUUUACUUUGGAUUAGACCAUCUUACUCGACAUGAACCGUGUCGCCUUGGAAGAAAUUAGUCAGUUUGUCGACCGUGCCCAGGAUCAGUUCAACGGCAUGAGCGGGUACAUUUUUCUUCAGUUUUCAAGCUUUGGAUC
Radiomyces spectabilis is the source of this 801-nucleotide messenger RNA. RefSeq lists its product as uncharacterized. The transcript has 3 exons. The record is from RefSeq and is a predicted model, not a curated record. Bases 250 to 723 code for a protein of 157 amino acids. Lineage: Eukaryota; Fungi; Mucoromycota; Mucoromycetes; Mucorales; Radiomycetaceae.